GCCGAAAUCGAAUCUGGUUACAGGCCCUGCUUCAUUGAUCCCGGGAGAAAAGACGUCUUCACAGCAGCGAUCGGGCUGGAUGAUGAAAAGCACCAAGUGCGAAGAUGCUCUACCAAAGAGUACUAUCACAUAACUGGUAGCACCAGGUACUCUGCAAGGCUAGAGAAGAAGAAAGCGGACAAAAUCAAGGGCAUCGAAAGUGAUAUGCCAACUGCCAAGACAGGCUCCAAAGCCCAAUAUCACUGUUAUGCAGAAUACAUCCUACAGCACUUGGAAGUCUUGUUUUCUUUCUACGGUGAUGAUACUGCCAAAGAUCGAUUUCAUUUAUACCAAGGACGGAAACGUGCAGCAGACAAAAUGGUAAAUAUGCUAGUUAAUGGUAGUACAAAGUAUAAUGGGGAUCUCAGAUUGAAGAAGAGAGACAACAAAGAAAAGAAGGGCUCAAAGAAGAAGAACAAUGGCAAAAAAGACGAAAAAAAAAAAAGAAAGGAGUAGUAGAGAAAAAGA
Molecule: messenger RNA, 507 nt
Organism: Mycotypha africana
Lineage: Eukaryota; Fungi; Mucoromycota; Mucoromycetes; Mucorales; Mycotyphaceae
Exons: 2
Source: RefSeq, a predicted model, not a curated record